Topomyia yanbarensis is the source of this 6705-nucleotide messenger RNA. Its product is annotated as small subunit processome component 20 homolog. Gene Ontology annotation, cellular component: small-subunit processome; 90S preribosome; nucleolus. The record is from RefSeq and is a predicted model, not a curated record. Bases 124 to 6645 code for a protein of 2173 amino acids. Lineage: Eukaryota; Metazoa; Arthropoda; Insecta; Diptera; Culicidae. The transcript is spliced from 7 exons.
UUUAUUUAACCGUGCUGGUGGGAAACAUCAUCUCUGAUUUGCACGUGUUUAUAAAGUAAACACAAGUGUAUUCGAAUUACGGAUUUUGUCUUGUUCUGAAUUGGUGUUAUAAUAUUUGAAAAUAUGAAAAAUCGUCAAGUGAAACACAAAAGUAAAAACGUGUUCCAGUUCAAAUCAUUUAACGAACGGAUAGCCGAGGUGGACAUCCGUCGAUCCGCAUUAUACUAUGUAGAACACGAAAAUGAGCAGUUUGAAGACGAUCGAUCGUACUUUCAUCAAUCUAUUCAAAAAUGGAGUGCCCUUAACUUGACAGAGGAAUUCCAACGCUUUCAUGAUCCACUUCGCGGGAUUGUUACAUUGCCGCAAUUAUUACACAGAAAAGAUUUCGUCCUUCAACACUUGAUAAAAUGUAUUGAAAAUGCCAGCUCUCUUUCUUUACAAGUGCUUCUUGAGAUUGUAAUCGCGUUGGCAAAAGAUCUGCGAGAUGAUUUUUGUCCAUUUUUCUUCAUUAUAUUUGACAAACUUGUCCCUCUCCUCGAUACUAGAGAUGCUGAUCAAUUGGAAUGGACACUACUCUGUUUGGCUUUCCUGUUUAAAAUACUACGAGGAUUUCUUCGGAAGAGUUUAUAUAUGAUUUUUGAGCGGGUGGUUUUGCUGCUAGAUGAUUCGAAACCUCUCCAUUUAACUAAUUUUGCAGCUGAGUGUUUUAGUUUUAUUGCUCGUGAUACCAAAAACAAGAGGGAAUUAAUAUACAUGAUAACAAUGGCAGCUAGCAGGAACCCAUCCGCAUCGACAGGUUGCGGAAGACUGCUGUUCGAAAUCAUGCGAGGAGUGAAUCAGCAAUUUCACAGUUGUGCAGAGCAUUUCUGGAAGUUAGUACUGCUAGAAAUGAUAUACGAAAAGCCUAAUACGGAAAACGGUUACGAUCCAAAGUUUCUCUUUGAUAUCUUGAUUCAAACUGUAACUGACAUGUUGCAAUGCAUCAAGCCUGACAGCAUAAAGCAAUUCUGGGCCGUUACAUAUGAAGCUUUAGAAAAAUACCUUACCAAAAAUCAAUUUGCUAAUGAAACUGGCUUUCAUUAUGUGCUGCAACUGACAGGCAUAGUAUUGGAGUACCAGCAUGGGAAAUUCUUGGAUAACAACUCCACCAUGAUUGGAAAACUAGUAAAAACUAUCGGCGUUACAGAGUCUGAAGAGAUACUGAUGAGCGUAUCCAAGAUAGCUACUAUUAUGCUGCUUUCGAAGAAUUUGAACAUUACCCAACUGGAAGCCAGUCGUUUAACUAAAAAUAUCAUGAGCCUUGGGUCUCGGUCAGAGAAGGUUUUCGAUGAGUUUGUGCUGAGUGUGGUCGAUUGUUCUAUAUUUGAGAUACUUGUUUUGCCGGAUUAUCUAAAAUACAUAGAAAAGAAUUUCAGUGCGAAAAAUUUGCAGUCGCUAACAAAAAUUGUAAUAAAAAAGUCGCCUCUAUGUAGGUAUGGGGUGAAUUUGAAAGAUUGGAAACAAUUCCCUAUCAUAUUGAAAUGUGAUAAAGGAAUGGAACGGAUUUCUCAAUUGCUCAAAGGUGGCCAGCAGAAGGAUGAUCGGACUGAAUUUUACAUGUGCCUAAUAUUAUUACCGCAUUUGAAAAAUUUCGCAAUCGACAAGAGCAUAUUAAAGGCUUUAGAAAUGGCUGUUCAAUGCGUUCUGUCCGACCUAGAAAAAAACUUUGAUAACCUCCAACUUACUUUGAAUCUACUUAUAGAGACUCUAGUUCAUCUGAACAUUUCAGAGGAAGGCAUUUUUCUUGAAACUGUUAAUCGAUUAUUACCGAUUAUUGCGAGUAGUAAUAGAGAACAGUUCAUAGGUAUCGUCAACAUGUGUUUGGUCCAUAUCAGUCGAGAAUACUCCCAGUCGUUGGACGAAAGUUUGUUUGACACUGUUCAUAGUCAUCUAUGUGUGUUUUUAGCGUCAGUGCAUCACCAAACGAGGUUGUUGGUAGCUCACACUUUCACUCUGUUUGGUCACCUGGAAAGAUUGAAGAUCAAAAACGAAACACAAACGAUGUUCGACAUACUGUAUGCUAUUGAAGCUAUUGACCCAAACAUACAUACCUAUCGUGAACAGGUAGUGCUUCUGAAAAGGCUUGAGUUCGACGCAAACUUUUUCCAGGGUAUCCGAGAGAAUGAGCUUCGUUUGGACAUAAUGCGAUUCGUCCUGUCGAUGCUCUCAUGCAAUUUCAAGCUACUUUGGGAACCUGCAGGUGAAGUGCUUCAAUCGUAUGCUGAAUCUUUCCCCGUGUCUGAUUUUUGGAAUGUCUACAAACAUCAGUUGGAUGCUAUAUUUAACGCUCUGCGCUUGAACUCCACGGUAGAACAAUUCAAACAUGUAGAAGGUGACAUACUAAAUGACAUAGUGAAGCAGCUUUGGAUUGAACAAGACAAAAUUGAUUUCGUAAAUUACCGAGUGCAGUUGCUAGUUCUUUUGUCGAAAUUAAGUAGGAUUUUUGAAGCCAAGAAUCGUGACAUCGUGGAGUCUUUCUUUUGCUUUAUUGAAUCAGAAUAUCGGAUAAAGCAAACCGUAGAAAGCGAAGCUCUUGAAAUCCCGAAAGCAGCUCAAAAAAUUUUAAUUGCCUAUCUCAACAUCUUCUCAGGCGUAAAAAAUCCAAAAACGAUUUUCAAGACACGACAGUUGCAUGAAUUUUUUCUAGAGUUGCUGACUCAUCGUAACUACGACGUACAAAAGUUAGCUCUUGACUGUAUAUUCACGUACGACAGUGCCUCAUUGAUACCGUAUAAGGACACUUUGUACAGCUUAAGCAAUGAUAAGACUGUCAAAGAAGAAAUGGCAAAGUUUUUCACAGAAACUAUUGAAAGUGAAAAUGAUUUGCGAUGCGUCGUAUUAGAAGAACACCGACGUGAGGUUAUACCGUUGGUUAUGAAAAUUGUGCAUACCAAAAUGAUUAAAAAAACUACUCCUCUGGAAAUGAAAAAUCUAUUACUCAGGUUUGUCGGCAAUUUUCGCGAAAAUGAAAUCAACUUAUUUAUUAGUAUGUCUUUCGGUUAUUUCGAGAAGCUUCUGAGGUCCAGUCCCCUGGAAACGUAUGAACAUAUAAACGCCAGCGAGCGCAAUUUCGAAGAAGACUUGCCAAUACAUCGGCUGCAAGUUUUAAUGAAGCUGAUCCACAACAUUCGCGAAGAGUUUGCGGGACUGAAGAAUUAUAAAUUUAUUCAAUAUCUACUGCAUAUCAAAUUGUGUAUGGAUGCGAUUAUUUCAAAAAUUGAACAUUCAAAGACAAAACAGUUGAAAUCACAAGCUACUUUGAAUAUGGCCGACUUUUUCGAGCACUUCGAUAAUUACGAAUGGUCAGAGGAAGAGAUCGAAGCCAUGUUUCGUAUAUACGUGUGGCCUCAGUUGGAUAAACUAGACAGUGACUGCAUUCACUCUCCGACACCGCUUCUAAAAUUGCUCGUAGUAUGGAGUAGAAAUCCCCGAUAUUAUCUUCUUCUUUCUAAAACCAACCCGGGCGAAACAGUCUUUGCUUCCUUCACACCAUUAUCAAAAGUCAUCAAUCUGUUGAACAACGAAAAAGCAAGCGAUAAUGUAUGCCAAGAAAUUUCGAAAAUGAUUAUCAACAUGCUUACUCUGGAAGCAGUCGACAGCGGUUUUAGUUCACUGCCAAUUCGAAACACUCAACAAAUCGAUGAAAGCGAGGCCGCCAGGUUGAAUUUGAAUGUAGGUAGUUGUUUAGUUCUACCAUUUCUUGAAGAAAUACUUGGCCACAUCCAAAAGAUCAUGAGACGUAAACGGUCAAUCAGUACAGACCAUCUUCUUAUACUUUCUCGAGUAACUGAGUAUGUCAGGGAGGGUGAGCUUUGCGAUACCAUAGGAGUCAUGCUGUUUCCGAUAACUAUUAAAAAAAUUGCUUUGCCGAAUAUUGAGACUGAAUCGGUGCGAGACAUGCAUGUAGUUCUAUUAUCCUUGUUAAGACUAGGUUCACACCCGGAGAAGCACAUCAGACUAAUUGGAUUGCUAUUAGAGCGCGUUAAGGAUCUUGUCACUCGAAAAAUAAUUUGUCAGAUGAUUCAACUAGUGGCAGAAAAAACAAGCAAACCGGAUCUAAUUCAAUGUGCAUCCAUAAUCGAAGACAUGAAUGCAAUGGACAAACGAUGGCUUGACCAACCGGAUUUUCAGCGUCGUUUGGACGCAUUCCGUAGGGUGGAUAAACUAAUUGAAAACCAAGAUAUAAUAAGCUUGGAUUUUAUUAUUCUGUUUGUACAUCAGUGUUUCUACUAUUUAAAAACAAAUCAAGAUCUCGCGAUGCGUGAUAACGCAAACCAUUAUUUACGGAAAGUAGUUAUCAAAGCUAUAAACAUGCGCAAACUUGAAAAUCAGGGAGACGUUCAAUAUUUAGUUGAACGUGUGAUCUUGAUGGCCCUCAUGAAAGGUGUGAAAGACAAAAAUGAUGCUACUAGAAACGAGAGUAUUCAGCUGCUUGGAGACUUAAGCCGUGAGUGUGCCGACUACCAUACAGUUUUCGCUGACUUGCAUCCUUUCACGAAUAGUGAUGAUCGUGAGGUCGAUUUUUUCGAUAAUAUGAUCCAUCUACAGAUCCAUCGCCAUCGUCGAGCUAUGAAUAGGUUUUGUAAAAUUUCUAGAAAAUUGGGAAAAAUGCCAUCUAGUCGUACACUGGUUGAUUUUGUGUUACCGAUAGUGACAACCUAUAUCUGCUCAGAAAAAUAUCGAAAGAAAUCCAAACUUACCGAAGCCGCCGGAAAAUGUGUAUCAUUAGUUGGUCGAAUGCUUCCAUGGCCUAGUUACAAGUCAUUACUAAAACAGUACCUGAACAAAAUGAAAAACAACAUCGAGUACCAGAAACAAUUGAUAAAGAUAGUUGUAUCGUUGCUGGACAACUUCCAUUUUGAUUUAUCCAACGCCGACACCAGUAGUUUACCAAACAUAAGUGACAUUGUGUAUCUGAAUUCUUCCAUUGGUGCGACCGCAGAUGUGAGAAAAAAUGCUAUUGAUGUAGAAAAUCAAGCCCCAGUCGAAAGUGACGAAGAAAAUGUACAAUCAGACGGCCGGCAAAACGUAUCGUUAACAAGCAGAAUGUGUCUUACGAAAGAAAAUGCCGAAUCAGUUAUGGUAGAUAUAUCUAAAAUAAUUAUUCCGGAUUUGUUCUCUACAAUUAACUACAAAGAAGCGCAAGAUACACACAAGCUAAACGAGCGCAAAGAACGCUACGCACGCGAGAAAAAAGAUAUGCUCAAGAUACCACUGGCUAUUGCAAUCGUGAAAUUGCUGCAAAAAUUACCAAAACAAUUCAUUGAGCUGAACCUACCAAAAUUAUUUAUUAGAGUUAUAAACUUUUUAAAAUCGAACCUCAAACAAGUUCGCAGCACUGCUCGCGACACUUUGAAAAGUAUGAUCCUUUCAGUGGGGCCUCUGUUUCUUAGAAAUGUAUUAGAAAAUCUUUCCGCUGUUCUAACACGUGGGUUCCAGGUUCAUGUUCUCAUAGCAACUGUUCAUUCACUUCUGGACGCAUUGAAGGAACGUUUAAGCUCCUCCAUUGUUGAUGAUGUUUUGCAAUUAGUAAUAACUAUGUGCAUUAAUGAUAUUUUCGGAAGAAUUUCGGAAGAGAAAGAGAUCGGUUCCGUUGUCAGAAAAACCCCAGAAGCAAAACCCAGCAAGAAAAGUUAUUUGACUUUGCAAAUUUUGGCCAAAAAUAUUAGUGAAAAGUCCGCACUGGACAUGAUUUUGCCAUUCAAAGACAUUAUCACCAAAACUUACUCCAGAAAAACUGUGACAAAAGCUCAAGAAGUGUUGAACAAAAUAGCAGACGGAAUUUGCUCCAAUGAAAACAUAAGUGUAGAAGCAAUGCUAAUUCUGGUUUUUGGCAUAACCUCAGAAAUUAUACCAGAUCUUAUAUGCGGCAGAAAACAAACAAUUUUAUCAGAAAAACAGAAAAAUGAGAUUAAACAGGGGAAGCCGGACGUAUACAUCAUUCCCACAGAACCAAAAAGAAGAGGAGCAGGAAAUCCAGAUGCUCUCGUUACUGUUUCUAAGGCGAAUUCACACGUACUGGUUGAAAUGGGUUUUGAAAUACUGCACAAUCUGAUUAAAAAAAAUCAAAUACUAUCGGUUGAGUAUGAGCCAUUUCUUGAGCCACUGAUACCUGUUCUGAUUGACUCUAUGAACAGCAAUCACAUCAAAAUCACUAUUCUUGGAAUAAAAUGCAUUAUUUCAAUUUGGACUAGCAGACUUGACAUAUCCAGUGUCGUGCUAAAUAUAGAUACGAUUGUAAAUAAUUUGUUAAACAUUCUACACAAGUACGCCACAGCAGGGAUUGGAAGAAAUGACGACAACUAUCAACUGGUCAAAAUUGGAUUUAAAGCUAUUGUUACGUUGAUGAAGUUUGUAAAAUAUUUCACGAUAGGAAGCGAUCAACUCAAAUUGCUACUGUUGUACGUUGAACAGGACCUAUUUCAUCCUGACCGGCAGAACAUGGCUUUGAUCUUGCUUCGUUCAAUAGUUGGUCGAAAGUUAAUCGCUGACGAGAUGGCAUCCAUCAUAAAAAAAGUAGCAGAGCUGAGCAUAACCAGUGGCAAUGACAAAUUCAGGUAUGUUUAUGUAUAUUCGUGUGAAACUAUACUGCCCAUCGUAGCAUAACAGUCCCAUGUGCAUUUUCAUCAUUUUUAGUUAGCUUCACGAAGGACUUAUUUUUAAUAU